GCUGAUAUGUUGAUUCAUUUUUUGUAGUACUUUUGUUUUGCGUAACAUCCUUUUGCUGGUCCAUUUUUGUAAUUAUUUCGUUUUUCCAUAUCCAUUUACUGUCAACCUUUGUUUUCCCAUAUCAUCCAUUUACUUUCAACCUUCGUGUCACUGAACCUAGUAUUCUCCGUUGUAAUUGUCUUUUGUCUCGAACUCCCCAACACCUUAAGACCUCUCGUUUCUAACGAGUGUUCGGUGCUGGGAUCAGGUAAGGCUGUGAAUUAGGUCCUAAAUUUGAUCACCUUUGUGUGUGUGUGUAUGUGUCUGUUUUGGAUGUUCUCUGUGAACUGGCAUGAGCGCUGUGUCCUAUGCGUAGUUUAGUAUUGUGUCUUAUCUCUUCCUUUAUUCCAAUUCACUGCUAGUUUAGCCUAUACAUGCUUUUCUCUACACUGCAGUAGUAGACAUUUAGACAUCUAACUUAGACAAAUUUAGCAAUACGGCUAUGUCUUUUGGCCCCUGCUUAAACAGACAGUUGUAUUGUGGCUGGUUUUAGAAUUGACGUUGUAGAUCAAGUUUUGCCCUUUUUUUAUGGAAUCUGUCUAGUUAGUAUAUUCGUUCCGUCUGAUUGUGUAGUAAUUUUGACUUAGGUGCCUUAGAUCGUUAUCAUUUGAAUGCUUUUGUAGUCAGUAUCUCCUUAGUUGCGUAUUUGGACGUGGUUUUUGGUGCCACGAGUCUUAUGCGUAGAUUUAGCGAAUGUUUUCUUUCGUGUAAAGUAACUUUCCGGUGUUUUACUUGUCCCAGACUUUAGAGAAAAAUUCGCUCUUAUAUCUGUUGCUUUGCCCGUGAUAAAUGAGUUUAAUUUUUAGUCGUUAUUGCAAUUAUUAUCGUAGUUAUUGUAGUUAUUGUGGUGCAGUGGUAUUUUCCUGGCUUUGAUGUAUACGUAGUAGUAUCUGUUUUAUGUAUAUAUAAACACGUAUAUUUAGUAAACUUGUAAUAGUGUGUGUAACGCAUGCAUGCGUAGGAGAGUUAGUUGCAGAAACGUCACUCAAGUGUAGAUAACGCAAAUGCAUUUGAGGUCCGUCCUCAUCUAACUAUUAUCGUAUUAAUGAUAGUGAUAGUGUCACCAUCUCCUCCUUCCUUCUUCCUCCUCCCUCAAUCUAAUCAAUUCGACACCAACAUCAUCAGCAGCAGCACCAGCAACCAACCAUCUUUCUUCGUGUUGUUGGUGUGCGCCGGUGGUGGUGGUGGUGCCCGCGGUGCCCGCUGGGGUAUUUAUAUCUCCCGGGGGCUUGGUGUGGGCUGUGUUGUAGCUGCCGCCGUUAUAGGGCGUCUGGUGCCUCAGUUACGAUCUGUUCACUCGCUUACCUGAAGCUUCUUCUGCUGCUGCUGCUCUCGGCGACGAUUUCUGUCGCCAGGUGCCCCUAGGGAAAGGCGCCUUUUUUUAAUUAACUCCUCCGUCGGUGCCUUCGUCUGUAGAGCUGCAGACCCUACUGCGGCGUUUCGAGGAGAGACAGACGACGACGACGACGACGAAGACAACUCUUCCUGAGGUCUGUUGUCCUGCCAGGACACCUGUAGCGACAGUGGCGGUGGCAGGCGUUGUGCGCAGUCUCAGUCCAGCGAAUGGCGACCUAGAGGAACUGAGGCCGCGUCCGUGCCCCAUAUUAACCGAAAACAAAUGAUAGAAGAGAGAGAGAGAGGGGGGAGAGGGAACGGGGCCUUGACAGACAAAAGCCACAGUUGGAGGUGUGCCACCCGUGUGUCAAAAGUGUCCCUGUGAAUAUGGUUGUAUAAGUCGAAACAAACUCUGGUAUGCGAGUGUAGGGUUUUGUGGGGUGGUGGCGGAGACGCUGGAGGAGGAGGAGGGGAGGAGGAGGAGGAGGAGGUGGUGGGGGUUGUGGUAGUGGUGGUGGUGGCGGCGGCGGGGGAGGAGAAGGAGGAGGAGGAGGAGGAGAAGGAGGGGCGUGGGUCGUGGCCGUCGCCAGAAUGAGCGGGCGCACUCGUCGCCAGUACGGCAGGAGUGCCACUACUUCCUAUUCCAGUAUCUUGCAAGACUCUGGGGGGGACAUCCUCAACAAGUGCUCGAGUCUCUUCAACAAGUUCGCCUCCAGGGUCAGAGCCGUCUCGCAGUCGGGGGAUGAUCGAGUGCCCCUCCACGACGCCUCUCACAACUUAGCCUCCUCUGUGGGCACCGGGGGGCACUCCUCUUCCUCCUCUUCUAAUUCGUCUGCUGCUGCGGCCGCCGCCUCCUCCAGGGCUGCUGCUACUGCUUCCAGCUACCAGUAUCCCAUGCUGCUGAAGUACAGCAAGUACGACGACCUGCCUUCGAGUUCCUCUUACGACUCCAAGUCCUUUGGAGGCGAUUCGAAAUGUAAGACGUCCAAGUUCGAACCUGCCGCCUCUCAGUAUAAGCCCGCUGCCUCGUCCUCCUCCACCCUGUCGUCGUCUUCGACCUACGGCUCAGGGACUUCGUCCUUGGGCUCUUCCUCCUCCUCCGGUUAUGGAUAUUCCUCCCCAUACGGGUCGGGAUACGGGUCCUCCGGCAACUUCCGGAACCCCCUGACCACUUCCGCCUCCUUCUCCUCCUUCUCGACUUUCAAGUCCGACUACGACGUCCCCUCCGUCCGCUCCAGGUAUGGGGGAGGCUCCUCCUCCUCUCGUCCUACCUACAACAGGACCUCCUCGGAUCUCGGCUGCACCGAUAGCUACGGCCUCCGAGGCGCUUACACCUCGCCCGUCACUUCAACGUCGUCCAACUACGACAAGAUCGGCUCGCGGUACAAGCCCAGCCGUUUCCUGAAGCACAACCACCUCGCUGCGACGGGUUGCGACGAAGAGGACGAGUCUGGCGACGAACUGAGCGCCCUGCGGAAGAAUGUCAGCUCGAAGAAGCUGGACUACUGGUCGCAGUAUGGGUCUUUGUCCCCCAAUAUCAUGGAAAGGUGCCUGGAAGGAUCCAGCGCCAGCAGCUAUAGUCGACUGGGUAAUCUGAGUCCCCAGUUGAGGAGGCGUCACGGCGACGGCGCCCUUAUCAGCGGAAGCGCGAGGCAGAGGGUCAACCGCCCCGUCACCGUCCCCGAGGCGAACGAGGAGCGCGAGAGCACGGCCUCCAUCAUGAACAGGUACUCCGGCCUCUCGACCUCCACCCUCGACACCGAGACGGGCAGCACCACCUCGUCGGCGACGCCCGAUAGCGUUAAUGACGACGCCGCCGCCCGUCGGAAGGAGAGGGCGCAGCUCAUUAGCAUGUAUUCGCUGCCCCUUAACGUCUUGCAUAACAUCGGCAGCACCCACAAUCGGAAGUUCCUCAAGAGGGUGAAGGAACCCGCCGGCGGGACCUCUGGCGAUCACGACGGCGGUAGCAGCAGCAGCGGCUGCGGCGGCGGCACGAGUUACCUGGGCAGUCACUCGACUCGGCGCUUCGACCAGGUCAAGGAAAUGGCGGCCAAAGUGACGGAGUUUUGUUCUUAUAUCCCUGAGGAAGAAGGGAGCCAGGGACCCCCGAGGAAACUCCUGUACGGCAGCGCCUCCACCAGCGACGUCCUGUCGUCCCUGGGCAAAAGCGGAGGCUCUGCCAGGGGAUCGGACAUUUCCAAGAACAGCACCCCCGACUCGGAGAAGUUUGUCUUGUACGACCCCCCGAUCGUGUUCGAAAAAGCCGCCGUCAGGGAGAAGCCGCCCAGGACCUCGUCCUACGGCAGCAGCAGCGGCAGCACCAGCAAGCCUGCGAAGCCCACUUCUCUGGCCCUGAUCAAAACCCACACCUUAGACCUGUUGCACUCCCCGAGCGAGUCUUUGAAAGGCUUCGGGAGCCACGGUGGCGACCGCUGCUACUUGGGGUCGUCCUUGGUAAGCACCCCGAACGACAUGUACGGCAUCGGGACGCGCACGGCGCCUACGACGCCCACCAUCAAAGUGACCAGCUACUUAGAACCCGAACACGAGUACACCUUCACAACAUUCAAACCGACCCACCCCGACACGACACACCCACUGCCCUCCUCCUCCUCCUCCUACAGAAAUGAAUUAGACAAACACAUCGGCUACGUUCCAGCGCUCACGCCCAAGUCCCCCAUGGACCAGCAGCAACAGCUCCCGUUGUCGUCUCUUUCCGUGUCUGUGAAACCCAAAACCACCACUUCCACAUCCUCGCCUCUUCAGCUCUCUCUCACAGUCAUACUAAGUCUAAGGCCGAACAGGACGCCUCGUACUCCUUACUCAAGUUUAAGUCCAAAGUCGUCGAGGGGCUGACGACGUCCUCCUCAAGCAAGAGCGGCGGGAAGGGCAACACGUCCUCCUCCACCCUCACGAAUUCCGGGGUGUCCUCCUCGUCGACGACCACGGCGGCUUCCGGGCCGUCCUUCAAGAAGGGCGGAGGCGUUGGUGGAG
Messenger RNA from Macrobrachium nipponense, 4368 nucleotides. RefSeq names its product serine-rich adhesin for platelets-like. The coding region runs from base 1966 to 4230 and encodes 754 amino acids. NCBI's taxonomy places the organism in Eukaryota, Metazoa, Arthropoda, Malacostraca, Decapoda, Palaemonidae. The record is from RefSeq and is a predicted model, not a curated record. The transcript has a single exon.